AUGAACUGGGGGAUCUUCGAGGGGCUCCUAAGUGGGGUCAACAAGUACUCCACAGCCUUCGGGCGCAUCUGGCUGUCUCUGGUCUUCAUCUUCCGAGUGAUGGUGUACGUGGUGACAGCUGAGCGUGUGUGGAGUGACGACCACAAGGAUUUCGACUGCAACACCCGCCAGCCGGGCUGCUCCAACGUCUGCUAUGACGAGUUCUUCCCCGUGUCCCACGUGCGCCUCUGGGCCCUGCAGCUCAUCCUGGUCACGUGCCCCUCGCUGCUGGUGGUCAUGCACGUGGCCUACCGGGAGGCACGGGAGAAGAAGCACCGAGAGGCAGUGGGGGAGGACGGCGGGCGCCUCUACGCGAACCCCGGCAAGAAGCGGGGUGGGCUCUGGUGGACGUAUGUCUUCAGCCUGGUGUUCAAGGCCGGCAUAGACAUCAUCUUCCUCUACCUGUUCCACUCGUUCUACCCCAAAUACACCCUCCCUCCUGUGGUCAAGUGCCACGCGGCUCCGUGUCCCAACAUAGUGGACUGCUUCAUCUCCAAGCCCUCGGAGAAGAACAUCUUCACCCUCUUCAUGGUCGCCACAGCCGCCGUGUGCAUCCUGCUCAACCUGGUGGAGCUGGCUUACCUGGUGAGCAAGAGGUGCCGCGAGUGCCUGGCAGCGAGGAAAGCCAGGGCCGCCGGCGCCUCUUCCUGCAAACAGGAGGACCUCCUCUCAGGGGACCUCAUCUUCCUGGGCUCAGACACUCACCCUCCUCUCUUACCAGACCUCGCUCGAGACUAUGUGAAGAAAACCAUCCUGUGAGGGGCUGCCUGCGCUGGGCUGGCAGGGUGGGCCCAGCAUGUCACGGGCGCAGCCUUUGCGGUGGGAAGCUCCUGCCACCUGCCCCAGCUGUGUGGCCUUGGGCACUUCCAUUUCCUUCUGUGUAAAAUGGAGAUGAUGAGGCCACCUCGUUGGGUUGUUGCUAUGAGGAAGAGUUUAAUGAGAGACCAGAUGUGCAAGCUACUUUCAUGUGUGGGGCCCGCGGUCAGGGCUUAAUAAAAGUUCACUCCUCCACUGAUUCAAGGUGCCCUUUGGUUCCUCGGCCUUGGUGACCCUUAUCGGGUCAUUCAGUCCCUCUCUCUGCCCCUGGUCCAGCCAGAUGAGAGGCCAUCCUCUCCCCCAGAAAGGGUGCCCAGCACUCCUAGGGGUCAUGCUGCCUGCUCAUGCCUUUAAUCUCAGCUGCAGGUUUAGGCCUGCAGAGAGAAUGCAUCUUAGAAUGUGGGGAGCGGCGUCGAGCCGUCAAAAGUUCAGGACUUGAGUCGGAACGCUUGCAUCCAGCCCAGGUUUCAUCGGGACUCUGGGAAAGUGACUUCGGCUCCUCUCCAAAUACGUUAAUGUACCUGUGGGGUUGUUCAGAGGACUGAUGAGCUCAUGGUUGUGCAUGGGGUUAGCCGGCUGUAAAAGGCCACAUAAAUGUUAAUCAUUGGUAUUAGGGUGCGCUGGAUAAAUGCUUGUGGGAAAUGAGGCCCAGCCCCUCCCUGGCUACACAUUAACCUUCACUGCCCUGAGGCCCCUCUGCAGUCCCACUGGGUCCCACUCCGGCUUCCCCGGAGGCCGGGCCACAGAGGACUGACAGCUGGGGCAUGUCAUGCUGCCAACCUGCACUCCUUGUCUCCACCAGGGCAGUGGGUUCCCUCGACUAGAACAGUCAGCCCCUCCCACAUCCCCUACACGCCUUACCAGCAGCCCAAGCUCUAGUCCCUAGAGAGCCCCCACCAGGGUAGGAUGCUGAAUCAAGAUUGCCCCUUUCCAUAGAUGUCAGCUGCUGAGGACUUCAGAACCAGCCUUCUACAGACAGGAGCAGGAGAGAGGCCUGGGGACAAGGGGCAAUGAAGCAACAAAAAGUAGACAGAAGCAAUGCCAUUGUUGCUGGCCCGGGAGAAUGAGGAUACCAGGCAGGCUAUUGCCCCCCCACCCCCGCCCCUCACUGCAGUCUCACCCACAUACCUGCCAGACGAGGUAGCUCGACCCAGCCAUGCCCAGCCAGGCUGGAGAAGGCGUGGGCCAGGAGCAAAGAGCCACAGGUGUUUGCUCUGAAUAUGUGCCCGGGGAAGUCCGCCAGCCUGCCUGCCCACCCGCUCACUCUCCUUGGCUCAUUGGCUCAGAAAGCCCCACCCAGCAGGGCAGUAAAGAACAAAAGCUGCCUCUGGGAGGCCCUCAGGCAGACGGGGCCAGACCAGGGACUGGAGAGAGGCUCUGGGACCCAAGAAAGGUAAGGACCAAAUUGGGCAGGAGGCUGGGCUGGGAAGCAGGGACCAACAGGUCUAAGGAUCCCAGGGAACCUUGGUUGUGGACUGGGCUCCAGGGAAAAGCAGAGGGGACUGAGAAUCCCUGGGGGGGGG
Molecule: messenger RNA, 2378 nt
Organism: Myotis daubentonii (Daubenton's bat)
Lineage: Eukaryota; Metazoa; Chordata; Mammalia; Chiroptera; Vespertilionidae
Gene: GJB5
Product: gap junction protein beta 5
Biological process (GO): cell-cell signaling
Cellular component (GO): connexin complex
Molecular function (GO): gap junction channel activity
Source: RefSeq, a predicted model, not a curated record